Messenger RNA from Closterium sp. Naga37s-1, 2706 nucleotides. The record is from the annotation of a GenBank genome assembly. NCBI's taxonomy places the organism in Eukaryota, Viridiplantae, Streptophyta, Zygnematophyceae, Desmidiales, Closteriaceae.
AUGAGUCCGCCUAAGGAGUCGUAUUGGACGACUCACCUAUCCCACCUCACAUUCCUUUUUCACUCUCGCUCACUCUGUUGGAUGGCUUCCGCUCUCGCCCUCUCUGCACGCCUCAUUCGUGUGCGACCAGAUGCCCUCGUCGCAUGGGUCGCACAGUCCGACGCCCGCGCGUAUGCGACGGAUCGCUUCAUUUUCAACAAGACUACCGAAGGAAUCGCACUUGACGACAAGCAGGACUGGCACGUGCUGGGCGGCAGCCAGACCACGAACCAAUCCACGGGCGACACGUGGACUACCGUGCACGUGUGGCGCCAGCUGGACACGGGCGAUUGCAACGACCGCCCGAUUGUUCCUGGGAAGCUUCACAACAUCAUCUGGGCGAUGGGCGCCACGACUGACGUCAGCUAUCACAGCUCCGACCGCGGUUCUUCCGCCCUCGUGCUCGCGUCUGCUCCCGGCCCCUCCAUCAUCGCGCCCGCGCCUCCCCCCUCCCCCUCCGCGUCCGCCUCCGCGUCCGCUGCGUCUGAUUCUCUUGAAGCGGUUGGGCGGUUGGCUGCGCAGCAGCAGGCAGGGAAGCAGCCGGCGCAGCAGGCGCAGCAGCAGCAGGAGAGCAUGCUCAAUUUCACGUUCACGAAUUACCGUUUGCCAACGGACUUCACGACCUAUCGCUGCAAGGUGGUGGACGUUGCUCUCAAGACCAAGACUCAUGCGGUUGAGUGGGGUGCCGUGCUCAACUCUACCGACAUCUCAGCCGUCCAUCAUGCCAUCAUCUACGGCUGCAAACCCAAGGAGUACGGCAAUCUCAAGGGCGCAGGGGCCACCUUUGACUGCCUGCACGACACGCCAUGCGCCACCACUGUCGCCGUGUGGGCUGUGGGCGGCAGACCCUUCACCUUCCCGCCCAAUGUCGGCUACCCCAUCGGCCCCGGCUACUUCACCAAGUUCGUGCUGCAGGUGCAUUUCACCAAUCCCAAGGGCCGCGCAGAUCUGAUUGACAACUCGGGGAUAUACCUGAAACUCGCCCCAUCUCUCCGUUCCAUGGACGCGUCCAUCAUGCUCACGGGGCCUGUCUCAUACGAGUACCUGAUCAGAAUCCCCCCCGCCAUGCCCUCGUGGACGCAAGUCAGCACGUGCCCGGGCGAGUGCACUGCCAAGGUGUUCGGGAAUGAGAGCGUGAAGAUCAUUGGGUCGUUCCUGCACCUGCACACGCUGGGGCGACAGAGCCUUCCCUCCCCUCCCCUCUCGCUCCCUCCCUCCCUCCCUCCCUCCCUCCCUCCCUCCCUCCCUCCCUCCCCUCCCUCCCUCCCUCCCUCCCUCCCUCCCUCCCUCCCUCCCUCCCUCCCUCCCUCCCUCCCUCCCUCCCUCCCUCGCUCCCUCCCUUCCUCCCUCCCUCCCUCCCUCCCUCUUUCCUCUCUCCCCCACACCCCCCACACCCUAAAUAGCGACUUUGCAUCACAGCAGACAAUCCCGUUCACGCCCGAGUUUGAGCUGCUGCCAGGGGAUGAGCUGCGCACCUCCUGUGUCUGGGACUCCUCUGACCGCACCAACGUACGUGCCUCCCCCUCCCCCCCACACCACAACAUGCAUGCUUCCUACCCAACAUUUGGGUCUGUGGGCGUUGGAAUAGAUUACCCUGUGUUGUCCCCUUGUUGGGACCAGGUGUACCAACAUGCGGUGACGGUGGGAGGGCCGUCAACGGAGGAGGAGAUGUGCAUUGACUACCUCAUCUACUACCCUGCACGCCAGGGCCAAGAGAUGGACUCGUGCUCCGACUUGUGUGCAUCGUACGAGAACGACACGCUUGGCAUGGACCCCACCAGCCCUACUGCUUACACUCCCCUCGCCCCCUGCCCCCACCUCCUUCCCCUUCUUUCACUUCACUCCCACCAGAGAUGGACGCAUGCUACGACUUCUCCCUCUCACAUUCCUCUCACAUUCCUCUCACAUUCCUCUCACAUUCCUCUCACAUUCCUCACAGCCCUCUCACACCUCCGUCCUUCCCUCUGUCUUCCCCCACCAUUCCCCUUCUCCCUCCCUUCCCCCACUUCUCCCCUUCCCCCUCCCACACCCCUCCUCCCCUGCAUCCACCCAGACAUCCCCUGCAUCCACCCAGACAUCCCCUGCAUCCACCCAGACAUCCCCUGCAUCCACCCAGACAUCCCCUGCAUCCACCCAGACAUCCCCUGCAUCCACCCAGACAUCCCCUGCAUUCACCUAGACAUCCCCUGCAUCCACCCAGACAUCCCCUGCAUCCACCCAGACAUCCCCUGCAUCCACCCAGACAUCCCCUGCAUCCACCCAGACAUCCCCCCACAGAAACUCCUUCUGACACCGUCCCUGCACCACUGCAACCCUAAACCCUGCUCAAUCUUGAGACGGCUCAUGACGUAUCCCCAUCCACCACCCCUCCCCUGCAACCCUUGGCAGGAACCAUGCAUCACUGGCAGAUAUCCCCUCGGACACCAUCUCUGCACCGCUCUCUGCCACCGCCCCACCUGCACCCGCUGCUCAGUCUUGAGACGUCUCAAAGCUUGUCCCCUCCCUCACCCCUCCUCCCCUUGCAUCCCAUUGCAGGAACCAUGCAUCACUGGAAGAUAUCCCCUCGGACACUAUCUCCGCACCGCUCUCUGCCACCGCCCCACCUGCACCCACUGCUGCCCUCCCUCCUCCAACCGCCACUGCUGCUGCAUCACCCCCGAGCAAUAG